This is a messenger RNA of Daphnia magna, 3723 nucleotides long. Its product is annotated as inositol polyphosphate-4-phosphatase type I A. Bases 135 to 3467 code for a protein of 1110 amino acids. Lineage: Eukaryota; Metazoa; Arthropoda; Branchiopoda; Diplostraca; Daphniidae. The transcript has 20 exons. Gene Ontology annotation, molecular function: phosphatidylinositol-3,4-bisphosphate 4-phosphatase activity. The record is from RefSeq and is a predicted model, not a curated record. Gene Ontology annotation, cellular component: cytoplasm.
AGUAGCAGACGUCUUUUGCAAACUCUAGUACGGCCAAUAUAUUUUUUUUUUAGACGGGGUGUUAGAAUUUGAUUGGUUUUGUUACCAAUUUUUCGAAUCAUGUGGUGAAAUGAUCAAGCGGUGACAUACCCGCCAUGAAGUUCAACAAACAGGAGCUGAGCAAUCUGGCCUGCCAGUCGUGCAAUCGGUUUAUUAAAGAAGGCCUUCUUGUUGUUUACGAAAAACAAGAUGGUGUUAUUUUCAAGCGCAAUGAGAACAGGAGUGAUGUUGAUAACAAGCCUAAAAAAUCCAACAGUAGGUCAUCCCUCCGCAAUCUUAGCUGUUAUGGAAGUUCUCUAAGUAGAGUUGCCACAGAACGUUGGUGCAGGCUACGAGGAAAUAUGCUUUUCUACUUCAAGUCCAAUGAAGCAUGGUCAGAACCCGCUGGUGUCAUAGUGCUUGAUAUUGGGAAUAUCCAAGUUGAUCCUGUUCCAUUGGAUGGAAAUUGGCCAUUUACUUUGGUUAUGGCAAGAGGUGGAGGAAACCAACGCUUAGCUGCAUGCUCUGAAGGUGAACGUGAUAGCUGGAUUGAAGUACUCCACAUGGCUUCAUACACCUACAUUCGAGCACAAGUUACAUCACUGCAGUUGCAAUUGCAAAAGCUAGUGGGAGGGCUGACAGUUAUUACAAAUAAUCCAGAAGCAGGAGAGGUAGCUCUUAUGGAGCUCGCCAUUGCCUGCGACAAUCUACGUUGUGACGGUUACGGAUUGCCACCGUCUCCUCAAGCUAUUCUCCAUUACCGUACUACAGAGUCAUUCCAUUGGCAACAAGUUGGACAGACAGAAAGCAUAGAAGAUUGCAGCAAUCCUAUAUUUUUGGUUACUCUGCCUCUCUGGAGCAGUAUGGGAAUGCAGCAUGACACAAAGUUACGCUUGACUGUGAACGAUGUUAAAGAAGCCAUGAGUAGAACCCAUGUCGUAGUGGGAGCUAGCGAGUUUACCUUGUCUUCUCUAUUGAAGGAGGGAGCGCUCAAACGGCGUCUCCCGUUAAUCAAUUCCAGUGGGGUGCAAGUUGGUUUCGUAACUGUAGCCGGUCAUACAGUCAUUGACUUGGGUGACACAAUGCGCCAUUCAAGUAAUCCUCAAUCACCCUUGGCACAAGAGGAUAAUUUAGUGUUGCAUCAGCACCGAAGAACUCAAUCUCUACCACCUCGAUUGCUUACGGAACUUCGUAGGCCGCCACAAGGCUGGAUUUCGGUCUAUUUUACUCAACCUAUUUCGCGCUGCUAUCGUUUUCAUUCAGGGUUGGGUGGGGAUAUUGUGGUCCAUGAAUCAAUGUUGGAAUCACGGCUAAAUAAUUUCAUUCCUGCUCAACUUUUAAAAUUGUGGAUUAAUCAAGAAAAAGAUCUCGUACGUGAGCUGGUUGCCCUAGGGGAAAUGGUGUCUUCUCCUUGGCAACAACGAUUACUUCAGCUUUUUGAGAGACAUUUCCGGCGUAUUGGAGACUACACCCAAGCCCUAGAAUCAGUCGAAUCGGCAACAUCAUUUUUCCGACCGAGUUCUCAAAAGGACAAGUCCACUUUACAGUACUGCCCAGUGAAUCUUCAUCUUCAGCGUUUUUGGGGACAGAAUAGCAGCCUACGAAAAGAGGGAACUUAUGACUGCCUGACUGUUGGAGCUUUCACCGCGAUACCCCAUGGGUUUAAAGGCGGUGGCUUACUCAAACUACUCCGAAAUUUCCAUGCCUCGUCAAUGCAAAUAGAUCAUGUUCUACCUGCUCGUGAAGCUGUACAAGCAGCCUGUCAAACACUUCGGCACAUUCAGGGUGCAGUCAAGCUCCUUUUAGGGGCCGGAUCCAUUCAGCAUGAUUUUUCAGCUGUUUUGAAAAUCGUAGAAUCACUUAUCAAAAGAGUCCGUUCACUUGCGACACUCCUGGAAGAGCCCUUUGUUGGAGAUGCGCUGAGUUUUUUCGAAAAUAAUAAGCUCACGAAUGCGACGCUUACCCCUGUCCUUGCCGAUUUCUCGUUACUUCCGUUACGCUCUAUGGCCGAGCGCCUAGUUCAUGAUACCAGCAGUAGUAGAAAAACCUUUUAUUCCGCCACAGAUGAACCUGAACCAGCUGAUCUCAUUCGUCUCAACCUUGAAGCGUCGUUGUUGGCGCUUGCAGGCAAAUUGCAUGUACUACUUAAGUUACAACCUCAGAUGAGUAACAACAACAGCCAACUGGAACAAGCCCCAGGCUUUGCUUCUCUUUUGGAAAAAUAUGAAGGAAGAUUGUACUCAGACUCUGUCGACAGCAUAAACCAAAAUGUUGAAGAUGAAAAUGCUACGGAGGAGAACCGUUCGUCUAAUACCGAACAUGCUGAGAAGUGGGUCGCUGACCUGUCUCCUUGCCUUUCGAAGCUUCUUUCAGCCGCCCAAACGUUGGUUAAAACUUUGCGACUCGUCCACGGCGUUCAGCGGCUUCAAGAAGAACUUCCUCGGUCAGCUACAGCUCAUUCUGUUCAGCAUCGUCGUGACGUUUGCUUUUCUCAAGCUCUUACGUCUGCGUUGACCAUACUUGUAGCGCGAUUAUGUUGCAAUCCUGUUGAUCCUGAACUCAUGGUCUUACUGAGCAACGCUGGCAUCCUUCUAAAUGUAGAGGGCCUUUUGACACCAUACCGCGCAGAGGCAGGCAUGUGGUCUGAUAUGGCAGUUGCUUUAGAAGAUCUAGCUGGUGUCAGAUUCCUCCUUAUCCCAGCAUCUGUGUCAUCAAGUAACACAAACUCAUCGCCAAAUUCAAUUAAACAGCCUAACUCAAUUCCUAAAGAAUAUUUACCUCAGAUUCAUGGUUGCAGAGAUGCUCUCCAAGUCAUGAUUCCGGUUCCUCCUACACUGUUUUCUACUUUACCGCCCAGUGCUUCUAGACUGGGUCUCAUAGAGUUUCAGUUGAUUCCUGUAUUUUUUAAUAUUGGUGUGAACGAACAAGCAUUAUUGGCUGACAAGUUCGGCGAUAUGUCGAUUGUCAGUGCGACCAACCUACAAAGCUUUGAGCGUUUAGACAUAUAUCAUCGCCAAUACCAGAAACUCAUGACAGAGCAUUUUCCGGGAAAGAGAUUAAAUGAUCCCAGGUUUUCUUUAUCAGACAUAUUGUCCCAGUUGCAAACUGAGUUGGCUUCCAAUAAAAUUCAGAAUAUUACAGUCCAUUCAUUGGCUGAGAUUGCGGUGCGCAGAAUGAGAGGUCUGAGAAUCACUUGUUGUAAAAGUGCAAAGGAUAGAACAGGGAUGGCCGUGACUUUGGAACAAACCAACAUCUUAUUAAACGACUUCGACCUGGCGACUGCCGAGUUUCAUAAAUCCCUGCUGUGCAUGAGAAGUCAAGGGACUCGGAGGGAAAAUACAAAGAAAAAUGUAGGCACCAAUAAGUUUGCCUUUAACCGCUUACAGCUAAUGGCUUUCCCAGAAUUGUACCGCCCUCCUCCUGGGACCUAUGGCAACGUGCAGUCUUAAAAAUAUGUUUAAUUCUUUUAUUUAAAGUAAUAUUUCCUUUUUGCGAAGAUGCCCCUGAUAUGCUGAACAAUCCUCUUCCAAGUAUUAGCUAUUCUAUGUAUGUAAAUUAGGCAUCCCAGUAUUAGUUCAGAUAUCUGCGGCAACUUUCAACGUUUUGGGUAAUUUCGAACACAGUUAAACAUCCAAUACUGCCAAAACCGAUAACUGCAGAUAUUUACUCUGUGGCAGUGCAUUAAAGAAGCGUGGGUGCAAUGGA